This is a messenger RNA of Perca fluviatilis (European perch), 3817 nucleotides long. RefSeq names its product solute carrier family 17 member 9-like. The record is from RefSeq and is a predicted model, not a curated record. Gene Ontology annotation, biological process: transmembrane transport. The transcript is spliced from 13 exons. Bases 17 to 1387 code for a protein of 456 amino acids. Lineage: Eukaryota; Metazoa; Chordata; Actinopteri; Perciformes; Percidae. Gene Ontology annotation, molecular function: transmembrane transporter activity. Gene Ontology annotation, cellular component: membrane.
CGCCAGUGGUGUCCCAAUGGCUGACAGACCCACAUCAGGAGAUGGCUGGAAUUACUUAAAAGGUUCUCUACUGGAUGUUAAGGUUUACACAGCAAAUGAAAAAGAGUCUGAAGACCGGAAUCUGUGGCCCAGACCACUGGCACGAAAAUGGACCCUGAUGCUGUUUAUGGGCACCUGCCUCCUCUACUGUGCCAGGAUGGCCAUGCCAAUCUGUGCAGUGUCAUUGGCAACCUCUUUUCACUGGAGUAAGAUCGAUUCUGGGCUGGUUCUGGGUGGAUUCUUUUGGGGUUACUGUUUCACACAGAUCCUUGGAGGACAUGCCAGUGACAGGAUGGGAGGAGAGCGCGUCCUGUUCAUCUCUGCAGUCUCGUGGGCUCUGAUCACAGCUGGUACUCCUCUUCUGGCCCACUUAGGCUCUCACACCCUCGCCCUCUUGACUAUGGCCCGAUUCCUUAUGGGACUGAUGCAGGGAGUUUUUUUUCCGUCUUUGGCCAGCCUUUGCUCACAGCGUGUAGUGGAAGGAGAGAGAGGGUUUUUAAUGAGCACCAUGAACAGCGGUUCACAUCUUGGAACAUUGCUAGCGGGUGGGAUGGGGUCGCUGAUGCUGGACUCGUACGGCUGGGAGAGCAUGUUUUACACUAUUGGUUUCCUGUCCGGACUCUGGGCACUUAUUGUUUGGCUGUGUUUACUAAAAGGUUCAGAAUUCCCCCCUAAGCAGAUGGAAACAAGUAAAGACCCACAAUGGAGUUUGUCAGGAACACGCUGGCUGAGUCUUUUAAAGAAGCCACCUGUCUGGGCCAUGGUGUUUGCUCACAUGUGCUUGUCCAGCUCUUUCUACAGUUUGCUGUCAUGGUUGCCGACAUACUUCAAAGAAUCAUUUCCACACGCCACGGUAUGGGUGUAUAAUGUAAUUCCAUGGCUUGUUGCAAUUGUAUCAGCACUUGUUGGAGGAUAUAUCUCAGAUUUUCUCAUCAACCAAGGAUAUAGUGUAGCAUUGGUGAGAAAGAUAAUGCAGUUCUUUGCCAUGGGUGUAUCGAGUAUAUUUAUUGUGCUUCUGUCUGGACCGGUCACAUUUCCCACUGCUGUGAUUUGCAUCUCUGCUGCUGUUGGUCUAUCCACCUUCGGCAGCAGUGGUGUGUCAGUGAAUGUACAGGAUCUCACCCCAUCAUGUGCUGGUGCCCUCUUUGGUUUUAUGAAUAUGUUGGGUGCUUUCAUGGGACUGGUGUCGGUCUCUGUAUCAGGUUACCUGAUUGAGGUCACGCUGUCGUGGGCCGCCAUGUUCUCCCUCAUCACUUUAGUAAAUGUCACAGGCCUGGGGAUUUUCCUCAUCUUUGGAGAUGCUCGUCGUGUCGACCUGGAAGAUUACAGCCAGGUUAUUGUGAUUUGACCCAGUUUUGUUGCAAAUAACAGUCUGUAGCUGAUUUGUGAGACUGGACAUUAAAUUCACAACUGUAAUCAUCAUUAUCUCUAACCAUGGUUUGCAGAAAUCAGCGUUGAAUUGGUGUCAUUCUUUGCUGUAACUGGCUUUGAAGAAUGCACACUACAGUAUUAACAUGAUGUACUUGUUUGGGAUGGUAUAAAGUUGUGUUUUCUUUGUCAUUAAUUUGACAAGCGGAUCACAUUCUUACUGAUCAUAAAUGUGAAAGUACUGCAACAUCCCCUUUUGAAAGUUAAGUCACUAAAAUAUUGUAUGCAUUUUUCUGCAUUGUGUUUACUGUAAGUCACAGUGACUGCAUUGUACAAAUGUGUAUGACUGUAGCAAAGUUUGAUUUCCACAAAAAUGUUUACAUUACUAAUGACUACAUGCAGAAAUGCAAGUUGCUGGUUUAGAGAUUCACUUUAACCUAACUAUAUCAGGGGAAAUUAAGUAAGUGUCCAUUUGUCAGAUUUGUUGACAUGAGACUUUACUUACUUAAAUCAGUUUGGACCUGUAGAGCACUACAAGAUGAACAGUUCUUUUUUUUUUUUUUUUUUUUUUAACACUAAACAAUUCCAAGGUGCUGUAUCUUUUAUUCCUCAAACAGGAGUAAAUAAUGCAUGUGUUGGGGACUAUUUUCUGCUGCAGAUUUGAUGCUUUUAUUAUUUAAGUUGGAAGUUGGAUGCACCCGUAAGUCGUAUCCGCUAGCUCUGGUAUAUGUAUUUAUAAUUGGAUUUUAAAUAUUUAUUAAACUAAAAUACACUUUGAAGAAAGUGUUCAGUGGUAUUGUACAGUUUAGUUAAAUUGUAAACUCACUUUUGUACAUGUAUUGUUUGAUAUAGCUAAUUAAAUGUUAAUGACCCUGUUGAAAGGCUAUCAGUUGUAAAUGUCUGUUUUUCUUGCUUUUUCACAAAAAACAUGAUCAAAUGUUUGAUUUUGUCCUCAUUUAAGAAUCUGUUUUGACAGUCACAAAAACAUUCGUUUUUUUUUCUGUAAGAACAAGUGCAUUUAGGAGUACGAAUUAAGACCCCUUCACUUGUCACAUGUGAUGUGGCAGCCUUUUGCAAAAAUCAUUUACAUUCAUUUUUCCCCUCAUCAAUCCACACUCAAUACUUCAUAAUGACUAAGGGAAAACUUAUUACUUUUUUUUAAAUUUCUAACUAAUUUAUAAGAAAAAAAAACUCAAACAUCACAAUGACAGUAUUCAGACCCUUAAAUCAGUACUUAGUUGAAGCACCUCUGGCAGCCCCAAGUCUUCUAUACGACACUACAAGUUGCACACCUGGAUUGGGGGAUUUUGUGCCAGUCUUCUCUGCAGAUCUAAUCAAGCUCUGUGAGGUCGGAUGGGGAACAUCAGUGGACACAGACAUUUUCAGGUCUCUCCAGCGAUGUUCGAUUGAGUUCAAGUCCAGGCUGUCACUGGGCCACUCAAGGACAUCCCUGUCCCUAUGAGCCACUCCUGUGUUGUCUUGGUUGUGUGCUGCCUUAGGGUUAUUGUCCUGUUGAAAGGUGAACCUUCAGCCAAGUCUGAGGUCCUGAGGGCUCAGAAUCAGGUUUUCAUGAAGGAUAUCGGCGCUUUGUUUAGCUUUCCCUCAUACCUUACCAGUCCCUGCCGCUGAAAUACACCCCGACAGCAUGAUGCUGCCACCACCAUGCUUCACUUUUGGGAUGGUUUUUGUGACGAGCAGGUUACCUCCAGACAUAAUGCUUAGAAUUGAGGCCAAACUAGAGAAUCUUGUUUUUCACUCGUCUUUCAAGUGCUUUUUUACAACCUCAAAGUGUAUCUUUCAGAGAGUCUUCUGUCUGGCCACUCUGCCAUAAAGCCCAGAUCAGUUUAGUGUUGCAGUGAUAGUUGCCCAUCUUGAACUUUCUCCAUACAGGAUAUCUGGAGCUCAGCCAAAGUGACCAUCAUGUACAGUACUUUGUCACCUCUUUUAAGAAGGCCCUCCCCAAUUGCUUAGUGUGGCCAGUUCUAGGAAAAGUCUUGGUUUUUCCAAACUUUUUCAAUUUCAGAAUGAUUUUUAUAGGCCACUGUGCUCUUGGUAACCUUCAAUGUAGCAGAUUGUUCAUAGCCUUCCCCAGAGCUGCUCCUCAACAUGACCCUUUCUCUAACCUCUGCAGGCAGCCCCUUCAGCCUCACGGAUUGGUUUUUGCUCCGAUAUAAACUGUCAGCUGUGAGACCUUAAUUAGACAGGUGUGUGCCUUUCCUAAUCAUGUCCAAUCAAUUGAAUUCACCACAGGUGGACUCCAAUCAAGGUGUAGAAACAUCUCAAAGAUCAUCAGGAGAAAUGGGAGGCACCUGAGCUACAUUUGUGUCAAAGGGCAAAAAGACUGAAUACCAUGUCAUUAUUGAUGUUUCAGGUUUUUUUCUUUUUAAUAAAUUAACAACAAUGUCUAAAA